AUGUCAACUAAGAACUACGAGAAUAUUCUGGGUGAUCUGCAGAGUUGGGAAGCGGCUCCUAACUACUGGAUGAUAAUUACUAUGGGUCACUACAGAGUAUUUAAGCAAAAGGAAGAUAAUGAGGAGCCGAAUGACCCAGACCACACCCAGGACCUGGCAGAGAUGCACCUCAGUGGAGUGCAACCAAUCAUCACUGCCAUUCAUGCAACUGAUCUCACUCUUGGCCUCCAACAGAUUCCCACUGGCUUCCACACAUUGAUCAAGGCCGAUAACGUUGAAUACCAGACAAGCAAUAUAUCUGUAAAUGUAGACCAGGCUAUUAUUAAAUGGCAUGAGCACACUCCUCUGUACGUCAUCUUCAAUCUAUCUGCUCUGCAGGGAUUUCACAUGGAUGCCGAUGCAGCUGAAGAGUUACUGAGCGAAGUCCUCGAUGUCUCCCACGCCAACAGCCACAUCUGCAGAGCAGCUUUAAUCGCAAUUGAAACAUAUGUUCUGCAUUCUGUUGGAAGCAUUGACACAGAUGACCUUUGGCAGGAGUGGGCCAUCACAUCCAUGCUUCCAUUAUUGCUGAAUCAACUUGCUGAUCAAGCAAAGCGGUGUUUGGAGGGGGAUGAACCUUGUAUCUUAGAUGAAGUAAUAUCUCUUCAUUAUGAUGCACUGAGAUACUAUAACACCUGGCAUGCUUGCAGAGGGCAGUUGCAAGGUAAUCUGGCUGUGAUACUAGAAACUUGCUUCUGCCGCCAAGGCAAUGAUGAAGACAUGGACCAGGCUAUUGCACUUCAGACGGAAGUGUUGGUCUUGUUCUUGAUUGGUCACACAGAUUGGUUCAUGUCAUUAAAUAACCUUGCAACUCAACUCUCUAUCUGCUUUCACCACCGAGGCAAUGACAAAGACUUAGAUCAGGCUAUCACAUAUCUCAGGGAAGCACUAGCCUUGUGUCCAGUAGGUCACAUAGAUCGGUCCACGUUAUCAAGUAAUCUCGCAGUUCAACUCUCCUCCCACUUUGAGCACCGGGGCAAUAACAAAGACUUGGAGCAGGCUAUCACACUUGAUAGGGAAGUGCUGGCCUUGCAUCCGGUUGGUCACACAGAACAGUCUAUGUCAUUAAAUAACCUUGCGUUUCAACUCUCCACCCGCUUUGAGCACCGAGGCAACAACAAAGACUUGAAAUAG
Molecule: messenger RNA, 1173 nt
Organism: Suillus bovinus
Lineage: Eukaryota; Fungi; Basidiomycota; Agaricomycetes; Boletales; Suillaceae
Exons: 5
Coding region: 1-1173 (390 amino acids)
Molecular function (GO): protein binding
Source: RefSeq, a predicted model, not a curated record